AUGAAAGCUCUCCUAACUCUCCUCGCUCUGUGGCUCCUCCUGCUCUCCAUCACUGUCCAGGGCAAGAUCUACAGCCAGUGUGCUAUUGCCAGAAAUCUAAAAAGACUUGGACUAGCUGGCUUCCAAGGAAUCAGCCUGGCAGAGUGGACCUGUUUGGCCAAAACAGAAAGUGGCUAUAACACACAAGCUACAAAAUUCAACAAUGAAGACCAAAGCACCAGCUAUGGGAUAUUUCAGAUCAGUAGCCGAUACUGGUGUAAUGACGGCAGGACCCCAGGAUCAAAGAAUUACUGUCGAAUAUCCUGCAAAGCUUUGCUGCAGAAUAACAUCAGGGCUGCCGUAGCUUGUGUAAAGAAGAUCGUGAAGGAUCCACGAGGAAUUACUACGUGGGCAAAGUGGAGAAAAAACUGUCCAAAGAGAAACCUGGCUCAGUACAUCCAGGGCUGCAAACUGUAA
Messenger RNA from Arvicanthis niloticus (Nile rat), 456 nucleotides. NCBI's taxonomy places the organism in Eukaryota, Metazoa, Chordata, Mammalia, Rodentia, Muridae. The record is from RefSeq and is a predicted model, not a curated record.